Angiostrongylus costaricensis is the source of this 180-nucleotide messenger RNA. Lineage: Eukaryota; Metazoa; Nematoda; Chromadorea; Rhabditida; Metastrongylidae. The record is from the annotation of a GenBank genome assembly.
AUGGUUAUAAACUCUUCAGGCCCAUGGUGUUUCCUUCUGACUACGGGAAGUGGUGGUGUUGGCCUGAAUCUCACUGGUGCUGAUACAGUCGUUUUCAUGGAUGCCGACUGGAAUCCACAGAAUGACAUUCAGGCGAUGGCUCGUUGUCACCGUAUUGGACAGAAUAGGUUCGAAAUCUAA